Tetranychus urticae (two-spotted spider mite) is the source of this 3070-nucleotide messenger RNA. RefSeq lists its product as uncharacterized. NCBI's taxonomy places the organism in Eukaryota, Metazoa, Arthropoda, Arachnida, Trombidiformes, Tetranychidae. The record is from RefSeq and is a predicted model, not a curated record. Gene Ontology annotation, molecular function: protein binding.
AUUAUUUUAAAGAAAUUGAUAUCGAUAAUGUCUAUUGAAAUUUUAGAUGAUUCCUGUUUAUUCAGAAUAUUUCGUGAAAUCAAAGAUAAACAAACUUUGAUUAUCUGCUCACAAGUCAAUCGGAGAUGGCAUUCAUUAAUCUUUCCAGAUACAACACCUAAAAAGAGAUUUAAUUCAGGGAAAAUUCGAAAAGGAUUAAAAUCGGAUGUUCCGAUCCAAACAAUCGCUCUCGAUGGUUGGGAAAUAGUUUCAGCACCCUAUGACAGUCAGUUUCAACCUGACUUUUUUACUAAACAUGGCAGAAAGAUGAAACAACUUUACAUUGCAGAUAUGUCAUUAGACGAUUUCAAGAAAUAUGUAAAAUAUCUUCCAAGAUUAGAACGAUUGCAUCUGUCAAGUUAUUAUGGUGGCUCAAAGCCAAGUGCGUAUUAUGAUGGACCUAAACUUGAAAGGCUAGAAAUACUUGAAAUAUGUACAAGACCUAAAAAUUUGGAACCGUACCGAGGGUUGAGUUUGAUGGAUCGAUGUCCCUAUCUGAAAAGCGCUUUUCAUAAAAUCAAUGGUGAAGAUUUUUUCGUUGACACACAAGUGAAAAAUUACCAUUUAGAGGAUUUGGUCAUUGAAAAUGUAACUAUGGGUUCUGAGUGGACAAUUCAAACUAAUGACGGAUAAUCAUUGUGUUUUUAAUAAUAACAUAUCAAUGAGUGUAUCAAAUGUGAAUAUUCACAAUUGGGUUUGUUUUUUCACAGAUAUACAACACUGGAUUAGUAGUUAAUUGGCCAACAUUGAAAAAGAUUUUACGAAAAUGUCCUAAUUUAAAGCAUCUGGCUAUAAGACAUUUAUGCGAUACUGAUAUUGAAGACGAAAAUAUACCAGAAAUGCUGGAACUAUUACCGAAAGUCGUUCUAAUUGAUUUACGAGUGUCUCCUGGUGUUACAUACAUAUCUGCUGAAUAUGUAGAUGAAUAUUGUAAACUUCAUAAUCGUUCAAUAUCAUUUUAUUAUGCUAGGGAACACGAACGCGACAUCAGAGUUGAUUGGCCUCAAUUAUCAAAUAGAAAAUUCAAUAAAUUGCAAUGUCCUGGCUACAGCUUCAUGAAGCAUUGUUUUCUCAAACCAUUCAACGAACUACCUAGAGUAAUGGACCCAAUCUUCUUAUUACCUUUACUCGAAGAUGAUAUUCGCAAUAAUAAGUCGAAACCUGAUGUUCAAGAAGAAGAUUUAGAUCCAGACACAGAGGACUCUUUGGAUUUAGGUAUUAUAUUUGACUAAACGGAACUCACAAACAUUUAAAUUAAGUAGACUUAAAAAUAAUCAUUUUAAAAGAUUUACAAUCAACAAUAUUUUUUACCUUUCGUAUUAUGGAAGGAUUGCAAUCCAAAUAUAAAUACCGAUAUCCAAAAACUGGAUACAAAAAGCAAAUCCAUUCCAGUUUAAAUGAUUAACAGUAAAAUCUGUUUAAGCGAUUAUCUCGAGCACUAUUCCAAUAAUUUCUUGUUUAAACGUGUUUUAAUAACAACUAACCAAUUUUGUGUAUUUAUUUUUAACUAUUAAAUAAUGUUGUGUUUUCAUUGAGUCAAAAAGCAAUUUUAACGUUUAAUUCGGUCCGAAUGAAUAAAAUUCACAAAUCGUCUUAAUCAUGUUUAAUCUGAUCUCAUUUUUCUCGAUUCUUGACAAAAAUCCAUGAUAAAUAUUAUCAGCAAUCUGUUCUCGACUCACUCACCUGCUCAGCUGGUUGAAGAGUAUCACUCCCUCGUCAAAUUCAAUAACAAAUAAACACGGUGAAUUAUCACAACCUUUACUUGAAUUUUAAGCUAUUUUUUAGUGCAAAUGUAUUAAAAUUAUUUUUUAUAGAUAGUUGAUAUCGAUAAUGUCUAUUGAAAUUUUAGAUGAUUCCUGUUUAUUCAGAAUAUUUCGUGAAAUCAAAGAUGAACAAACUUUGAUUAUCUGCUCACAAGUUAAUCGAAGAUGGCAUUCAUUAGUCUUUCCAGAUACAUCACCUGAAAAGAGAUUUGAAUCAGGGAAAAUUGGUGACUUAAGUGGUUGGAAGCAAAUAAUCGCUCUCGACGAUUGGCAAAUAGUUUCCGUUAUCUGUGAACUAGAGCCUGACUAUUUAAUUCAACAUGGCAGAAAGAUGAAACAACUUUACAUUCCAAAUAUGUCAUUAGACGAUUUUAAAAAAUAUGUGAAAUAUCUUCCAAGAUUGGAAAGAUUACAUCUGUCAAGUGGCGGUGACUUUGAGCCAAGUGAACGUUAUGAUGGGCCUAAACUUGAAAGGCUGGAAAUACUUGAAAUAUGUACAAGCGCUCAUGGUAAUGAACCGUACAGAGGGUUGAGUUUAAUGGAUCGAUGUCCCUAUCUGAAGAGCGCUUUCCAUUGUAUCGACAAGGAAGACUUUUUCGUUGACACACAAGUGACAAAUUAUUAUUUACAGGAUUUGGUCAUUGAAAGUGAUUAUGAAGCAGUUACUUGGCCAACUUUAAAAAAGAUUUUACGGAAAUGUCCUAAUUUAAAGCAUCUGGCUAUAAGACAUUCGUACGACACUGAUAUUGAAGAUGAAAAUAUUCCAGAAAUGCUGCAACUAUUACCGAAAGUGGUUCUAAUUGAUUUACGAGUGGCUCCUGGUGUUACUUACAUAUCUGCUGAUUAUGUAGAUGAAUAUUGUAAACUUCAUAAUCGUUCAAUAUCAUUUUAUUAUACAAAGGAACACGAACAAGACAUUCAAGUUGAUUGGCCUCAAUUAUCAAAUAAGAAUGCCAAAAGCUGUCCUGGCUACAGCUUCAUGAAGCAUUGUUUUCUUAAAUCAUUCAACAAAUUACCUAAAAUAAUGGAACCAAUCUUCUUAUUACCUUUACUCGAAGAUGAUGUUUCCAAUAAUAAACCGAAACCUGAACAAAAUCUAGAUCCAGACAAAGAGGAGGAUAACCCUUUGGAUUUAGAUCAGUUCGUCUAUAGUCAGAACUUCCGCUUUCUAAGACCGUGGAAGUGAGAGAACUGAAACUUAUUAUUCAACGAUAAAAAUUGUUGGUAAAUAUCAACGAAUGAACACUUUUUUCAUCAACAGUUCUCUU